Molecule: messenger RNA, 19341 nt
Organism: Bactrocera dorsalis (oriental fruit fly)
Lineage: Eukaryota; Metazoa; Arthropoda; Insecta; Diptera; Tephritidae
Gene: TfIIB
Product: transcription initiation factor IIB
Exons: 2
Coding region: 1421-2206 (261 amino acids)
Biological process (GO): transcription preinitiation complex assembly; transcription initiation at RNA polymerase II promoter
Cellular component (GO): transcription preinitiation complex; nucleus
Molecular function (GO): RNA polymerase II general transcription initiation factor activity; TBP-class protein binding
Source: RefSeq, a predicted model, not a curated record
CACCAAAAUAUCAAAAUAGACGCACAAUGAGUAGCUCCGAUAGAUCAUUAAUUUCAGCCUUCAAGGAAAUAUCUACAAUGGCAGAUCGGAUAAAUCUUCCAAAAACAAUAGUUGAUCGCGCUAAUAAUCUCUUUAAGCAGAAUGGACAGCAUGUAUUCUGCGCCCCCGGCAAUUCUAUCAGCAGUAUGCCGAAAUACAUGCAAGAGUAUAUAUGUACAUACGCAAUACUAGGCAAAAUAUUCGCCUAGGGGGCCUAGGAUGUUUAAAUGAGUUAAGCAUCCACCCAAGCUCCUCGGGAAAACUGGCGCACUCUAACAAGACAGCUUGAUUCACCACAGCUGAUGACAUCAAAACAACUCACCAUACCUAUACACUCACUCAUCAAUAAGGAUGGACAAGGAGAAGGCAGAUACAAUUCGGUCAUCAAUUCGUUCUACACAAGCCGCCCAGCCACAACUUUCACACUUUCGCUUCUAUACUGCGCCGCGGAAUUCCCACUUCUUUUCGAUCGUCAUCGUUCUUCAUCAUCAACUCUUCUACCUAUAUAUGUACAUACAUAUAUUUUCGCAAAGCAUUCUUUAAACAAACGAUGUCUUUAAAUAAAUUGUGCCUGCUAAAUAAAUAACUUUUUUCCAUUUUAAACACUCGCGCGAGUGUGUUGUAUUCCCCAAUAAAUUGGGUCGGUAAAUAACUAAAAGUAAACAAACUGAAAAGCCGAAACUCGCUGCGUUAUUACGAUGUCUCAAAACGACGAUCUGGCUGCAACAUCAGAAGUGGGCUCUGGCUCGCUACCUAACGAAUUAGAUGGGCCAUGGCGAGUUGUAAUGGAGAUGCAAAACAAAAAUUUGAUUGAACUUAUCAAGGCCGUUCAAUCAUCGACACCCGAAACAACGAAUAAAAAAACAAUUACACUACCAAAAUUUAACGCAGACCUUGAGCCCAAAGGAGAGAUGAUUCAUCAUGGUCAGACGUUUAUAACAACAUUCGACUCUGGAGCGGAAUGUUCAUUAAUUAAACAAAAUAUGUGUAUCAAAUUAGUUGGUAAGAGAAUUAACAAUGUUGUGAUGUUAAAGGGUAUUGGUGGUGCCGGCAUAUGUAGCACAUUACAGAUACUUAGCAACGUAAAAAUUAGUCAACGCUAUAUUGAAGUUUUGUUUCAUGUUGUGGACAAUGAAUAUUUGAAAAAUUAUAUUAUUAUUGGUCGAGAAGUAUUGUCCCCUGGAUUUAAUGUUAUAAUAUCACCAGGUAAAUUCGAAAUUAUUAGAUCAAAAACUUUAAACUUUUGUUAAAAUGAUGAGAAAUUUUGUGAAUUAAAUACUGAUCUUGUUGGGGAAGAUAGAGAUAAAUUACAAAAUUUAUUGGGAAAAUAUUCAAAAUCUUUUAUUAAGGGAAUUCCUUCGAGUAGAGUUAUUCCGGUGAAAUGAAAAUUAAAUUAGUAGACCCACGAAAAACUGUUCAAAGAAGACCAUAUAGGCUUAGCCCAAAUGAAAGAGAAUUAGUACGAGACAAGAUUAAUGAAUUAUUGCAAUGUAAAAUUAUAAGGCCAAGUUGCUCACCUUACGCUAGUCCCGCUAACGGCACUCAUCGUUUGUGUGUUGAUUACCGUGAGUUAAAUUCUAAUACAGUCGCAGAUAGAUAUCCCUUGCCCCUUAUAUCAGACCAGAUAGCCAGACUUUAUGGAGCGAAAUAUUUUACAUGUUUAGAUAUGGCAAGUGGGUAUUAUCAAAUUCCCAUGCACGAAGAGUCGGUAGAGUGUACAGCAUUUGUCACUCCAGAUGGGCAAUAUGAUUUUUUGGCAAUGCCUUUUGGACUCAAGAAUGCCCCUUCAAUAUUUCAACGCACAGUUAUGCAGACACUUGGAGAUCUUGCAAAUACGUUUGUUGUCGUUUAUAUGGAUGAUGUAAUGGUGGCUGCUGCAACAAAAAGUGAGGCUUUGGAAAGGUUACAAAUCACUCUUGAGUGUCUCACGAAUGCUGGAUUCUCAUUCCAUAUAGAAAAAUGUUCUUUUCUCAAGUCAACAGUUCAAUAUCUAGGAUAUAAAGUGAGUGCAGGUGAAAUCCGCUCGAAUUCGCGUAAAGUUACAGCGUUAACUACUUUGCCACCUCCUCAGUCAGUCUCUGCUUUACGUCAAUUUAUUGGAUUGGCGUCUUAUUUCAGGCAAAUUAUGAAAGGAUUCUCCUGUUUUAUGAAACCGUUAUAUCUUUAAACCUCGGAAGAGAAUGAUUUUGAAAUGAAUGAUGAAGAAAUUAGACAAAAAGUUAUUUCUAUCCUUAUGCAAAAACCAGUCUUAGUAAUUUUUGAUCCGAACCACUCUAUUGAGUUGCAUACCGAUGCAAGUUCUCGGGGAUACGAUGCCAUUUUGUUACACAAAAUCAACAACAAGUCGCAUGUCAUUGAAUAUUUUAGUAAAGCUGCUUUUCCUGCUGAAUCAUGGUAUCAUUCUUAUGAGUUGGAAACUCUUGCUGUUGUUUUGUCUAUAAAACAUUUUCGCCAUUAUUUAUUAGGUAGAAAUUUUGUUGUCUUCACUGGUUGUAACUCACUUAAAGCACCAAGAACUAAACAGGAUCUAUGUCCCAGGGUACAAAGAUGGUGGGCGUAUUUACAGUCUUUUACAUUUGACAUAUAAUAUAAAGAAGGUAAACGAAUGUCUCAUGUUGACUUCUUUUCAAGAAAUCUGCCUUCAGCAGAGUUGACUUGCAAAAUUCCAGAAAAACGACUUAAUUUGGCAGAAAUAUCUGACAAUUGGCUUUUGGCCGAACAGCGUCAAGAUUCUGAAAUAGUUAAUAUUGUAAAUAAAGUAAAAGAAAAUUCUCCUGCUGAGGAUAUUGCUAAUCGAAAAAUUCAGCGAAAUGGUAGAACUCGAUCUUUACCAAUUGUUCCUCGACCAUUUAGAUGGUCCGUAAUAAAUCAGAUCCAUGAGUCCAUCAUGCAUUUGGGAUGGGAGAAGACCUUAGAUAAGGCCUACGACUAUUACUGGUUUGAUAACAUGUCCAAGUAUAUUCGAAAGUUUGUUGAGAACUGCAUUACGUGUAAAAUGUCAAAGUCUUCUUCGGGUAAAGUUCAAGUAAGUCUUCAUCCAAUACCAAAAGUAAAUACACCUUGGCACACCAUUCACAUCGAUAUAACUGGAAAGCUGAGUGGCAAGUCUGAUCAGAAGGAGUAUAUCAUUGUUCAAGUGAACGCCUUUACCAAAUUUGUUUAUUUAACCCACACGCUUAAAAUUGAUGCUGAAAAUUGCAUAAAUGCUGUCACGUCUGCUAUUUCUCUGUUUGGAGUACCGGAUCGCAUGAUAGCGGAUCAGGGCAGAUGUUUCGCCAGCACUAGAUUUAGUGAGUUUUGUUCACAACAAAAAAUUAAUUUGCAUUUGAUUGCGACAGGUGCAAGUAGAGCAAACGGACAAGUUGAACGCGUUAUGAGCACCUUAAAGAACUUAUUAACUGCCGUUGAAACUAGCAAUCGAUCUUGGCAAGAUGCAUUAGGAGAAGUUCAAUUAGCGAGGCAUCAAACAAAAUUAAGUCCCAAGUUUAAAGGGCCGUUCCAAAUAACUGAAUUGUUAGAGGGGAAUAGAUAUAUGUAUGCUCAGGUCUUUGACAAAUAAUAGAAAAUAUAAAUAUGCUCAUGAAGACAUAAGGAAAAUGCCAAAUGAGCAAAUACCAGUUGACUUUGAAAGUUGUGAUAAGGGUUUGAGUAAUGAAAUAGUUGAAAAAUACACUGUUGAAAGAGACAGUAAUGAAAGCAUGUAAAAAGAAACUGUUGAUAGAGACAGUACAGGUGCCUUAAGGGCUAAUAAUGAAAUCUGUAAUUACAAUGUAAGCACAAGUGCAAAACGAUUGUUUUGAUCAUGGCGUGUGGCGCAUUAGAUAACAAAAUGUUAAACCUGAAUGGUUAACGAGAAUGUAAAAAUGAGCUGUGUCAAAGAAAACAAUUUAUAUUAGUAAAAAAAAAAAUGGAAAUGUAAAUGUAUAGUAAGUUGUAAUGGAAAUUAUAAGUUUUUAGAUGGAAAAUUAGAAGUUAUUAUUAUUUUUUUUAUUUUUUUUUAUUUAUUAUUUUUUUUUUUUAUAUAUUAUUAUUAUUAUUUUUUUUUAUUUAUUAUUAUUUUUUUUUUAUUUAUUAUUAUUUUUUUUUUAUUUAUUAUUAUUUUUUUUUUAUUUAUUAUUUUACAUUGUACCUAGUAUAUAAAAAUAAAUACUAACAACAAUUCUGGUCUAAAUAAUUAGGAGAGAUACUUAAAAGCUAAAUGUUAAGAAAUACAUUUGCUGCUACUGUUGUAUUACUAGGUCGGUCAACCGGAUUCCUCGCCCAGCAGUUUCGAUGAGUCUGGAAGCUUCCUCAUUAACGUGCUGUCUGAGCUUUUUUUUUUGAGACUUUGCUAAUUUGGAGAUUUCAUUUACCACUGAAUUCACGCCUAGAUCACGGUGCAGGUCAGCAGAUCUAAUAUACCAAGGAGCAUUAACCAAAGUCCUUAGUACUUUACUUUGAAAGCGCUGAAUGCUGGCAAUACAGCUUUGACUUGAGCAACCCCAUAGUUGGGCUCCGUAGGCCCAAACUGGCUUUAGGACUUGAUUAUAAAAUAACACUUUGUUUUGUACUGAUAGCUUGGAUUUCCUGCCAAUUAGGUGGUAAAGUUUGCAAAUUUCAUAUCAAGCUCGCUCCUUUUUUUUGACAUGUUCUUUCCAGCUUAGCUUAGCAUCUAAGGUGAUACCUAGGUACUUAGCACUGUUAUGGUGUGGUAUCGGAAUCGUAUUUAUAUAAAUUGGAAAAUAUGCCGGCUUUUUCAAGGUAAAGUCGACAUGAAUUGAUUUGGUGUCGUUUAAUUUGAUGCGCCACUUAGAUGCCCACUUAGUAAUUGCGUUGACUGCUGUCUGCACUCGUCUACUAGAUACUAAAGUUGACUCUCCGGAUGCUAACAAAGCUGUGUCAUCCGCAAAUAUCGCUGUCAUAUAACUAGGAUCAGAUGGGAGGUCACUGGUAAAAAGCAAAUAAAGCAUUGGCCCCAACACGCUUCCCUGGGGAACACCGGCUUCUAUCGGUUGCAAGUUUGAAUACGCAUCCUCUUGUUUAAUGCGGAAGUAUCUGUCUUUUAAGCAUGAUGCAAUCAUUUCACAAAAUUGUUUGGGUAGCAUGUAUUUCAAUUUGAGCAGUAGACCCGUAUGCCAAACUUUGUCAAAAGCUUGAGACACGUCCAAAAAGGCCGCCGUACAAACGUUCUUUUUAUCGAUUGUAUUUUCAACGAAAUUAACGAUUCGGUGUACCUGGUCAAUUGUAGAAUGGUGGUCACGGAAGCCAAAUUGAUGUGUUGGUAUUAGGUGUUUCUGAGCGAUUAUUGGUUUGAGCCUAUUUAUGAGUACAUUCUCAAAGAUUUUAGAUAAGGCUGGCAGCAGCGAAAUUGGUCUAUAUGAUGUAACAUCGUGUACUGGCUUACCCGGCUUAGGUAUCAUUAUGACUUCAGAUACUUUCCAAAGCGAUGGCACGUAUCUUAAGCAUAAAGCACUGUUUAUAAUGUUUACAAGUUUUUUUAUACAAUUCUUUGGUAAAUUGCGUAAUAUUUCUCCAGUUAUUAAAUCGUACCCAGGUGCUUUUUUGAGUCUUGUGUUCCCGAUAAGAUAUUUCUUUAAUAGUAACAGGAGAAAUGCUGAUGUGUGGAUCCAACCAACUAUUUUCACAGUUUAUCUCAUACCCAUCGUUAGGCGUAAAUGUGUUUCUCAAAUGAUUUGCAAAUACGGCAGCUUUCUGUUCAUUAAUUUUUGGCCCAUUCAGUUUCGUUUAGUUUUAAUGGUGCUACAUGUUUUAUUUCUUUAUUAAUAUUUCUUGCAGCUUUCCAGAGUGAAUAGUCGGUGGAUUUAUCAGCUGUUAGUUUAGCCAGAUAAGUUUUGAAGGCAAAAUUUUUAAACUCUUUAAUUUGUGCUCUAAGUUUCGCUGUACAUUUGUUAAGCUCAGUUUUGAGAGCAGAGGACCUAGUUUGCUGCCAUCUCCGUCGAAGCUUACGCUUUUUAUGUAUACUUUCUAAGAUGUGUUUUGGGUAUUUGGUACUACUUGGAUUCACGCGGGUAUUUGGUGUAUUCUUCCACGCAGAAGUUAUUAUUGAAUAAACUUUAUAAGUUGGUUAAUUGGUAACAAAGCAUCUUUGAUAAAAUUGCACGAGGUCGUGUAUUGGUCAGGAUGGCCGUGUCGGCGCACCCUAAUAGUGUGUGGAUGUUGGUAUGCGUCUGUGAGUGUAUGUGUAUACAGUUUAGGGAAUUUCAUAAGAAUACUAAGUUCUUAUUAUUGCAUCAGCCGUUGAUUGUGCUGCGAUUGGUUGUCUGCAUGUUGUCGCUUUGGGAAGUACCGUUUUAGCGGGGCGCCAGCGUGGUGACGCUGUCGCCGAGUGUGGUUCGGUGGCAAGCACAGAAAGAUUCCUUCUUCAGUUGUGUUUUAAAACUUAGUGAUUGAAGUGUAUAAAGUGAACAAAGUAAACAAACUAAAAGGACGAAACUCGCUGCCUUAUUACGAUGUCUCAAAACGACGAUCUUGCUGCAACAUAUACAUAUAAGCGGAUCUUUUGUAAUUGUCUUUUGUGCUAAUGUGAGCUCGUUUAGAGAUCACUGCACUUUGUACAUAUACAUAUGUAUGUAUAACGCUUUUAUAUGCAAUCCUGCUUGUUUUUGUCGGUCAAAAAACAAGGGGUAUGAGGGAUGUAUGCCAAUGUAUUUUACGUAUAUACACAAAUGUAAGACCGUAGGAAAAGCCAGCAAUAAUAUAUUAGUAAUAUGAUUUGUGUUUUUUGAAACUCUUUUCUUUGUUCUUGGUUUUUGUGGGGACAAGUAGCGGUGUAUGUCUACUUUCUUUGAUUUUGCGAUCAGUGCCCUACUCUUAGUGACGGUCAACUCUUCCUUUUUUUUCCGGUGCUAGUCUCCUUCCUUGGUAGUGUGCAGGUCUCGGGGUGUGAUGCCCAGGUAAGUUGUUGUGUCUUGUUAUUUUUUCUCCCGUGUGGAUUUGAUGUUUGUAUAUUGGUUUAGUUUCGCGCCAGUUUUAUUUAUUGGUAUUAAUUUUUGUAACGCGCCUAUUUGCUGUGUGGAAUAUGUUUGUGGACGUAUACACACUGGUGGUCACAUAAUUAAGGACACCCCGUUUUCUUUUAAAACAUUGGUUUAUUUUAUAAUUUAAAAGCGACAUAUUUUUUUUAAACCUAAGUUGCCAUAUUUAUUAUCUUCUAAGAUAUAGAUUUAUCGAAAAUUUAACCAAAAAAUUUAUUUCCAUUCAACGUGUGACAAUCAAUUAAUAUAUAUAUAUUUUGACUUGGUCAACUAAUUAUAGACACUUUAGAUUUUUGGUUAGUAUAUUAAAAAUAAUACUAAAAAAAUUAAAAUUUUAUUACGAAUUAAUAUUUUUAGUUAGUAUUUUCGGAAAGCCUUUUGAUUCAAGCCUAACUUUACAACUUCUAGGCAGGCUACCGCCCAAACGCUGACAUCGCUCAGUUGAUAUGCUCUGUCAUACAUAUUUCCUUUACAUUUUGAAAUAAUUCGUCAGCAUUUUUGAUUGAUUUUUUCCCCAAGCCUUUUUUGACAUCUGCCCUGAGGUUUCGAAUGAAUUUAAGUCCGGGCUCUGGGCAGGCCAAUCCAAAACCGUAAUGUUUUCGGACGAAAGCCAAGAUUUAACAUUCCUGGCAGUGUGCUUGGGGUCGUUAUCCUGCAUAAAAAUGUACGGUUCAGGCAUAGCUUCACUAACGCCAAAAUUCACGCUAUUUUAAAGUUUUCCUUCGUUAAAGCCAAAUCCGCUAGAGAAAAGAUCUGUGAGAUUAAUGGUGUUUUGGGGGAUGGUACUCUAUCAUUUCGGAACUUCGGAGGAAUGGUUUCGACGAUUCAGUUCGGGUGAAAACGACACCAUGGAUAAGCCAGCCGGCGGAAGACCUGUGUCUACGAAUACCGAUCAAAUCAUGGAAAACAUCGCCUUAGACCGGCAUGUGACAUCUCUUGACAUCACCCAGAAGAUGGGAGUUAGUCACCAAACCAUUUUAAGCCAUCUGCAGAAGACUGGAUACAAAAAAAAGCUUGAUGUUUGGGUGCCGCAUGAUUUGACGCAAAAAAACCUUCUGGACCGAAUCAACGCCUGCGAUAUGCUGCUGAAACAAAACAAACUCGACCCAUUUUUAAAGUGGAUGAUGACUGGCGACGAAAAAUGGAUCACAUACGACAAUAUGAAGCGAAAAUAGUCGUGGUCCAGUGGCCAAGUCGGGAUUGAUGGCCAGGAAGGUUUUACUGUGUGUUUGGUGGGAUUGGAAGGGAAUCAUCGACUAUGAGCUGCUCCCAUAUGGCCAGACGCUUAAUUCCACCAUCUACUGCGAACAACUGGACCGCUUAAAGCAGGCGAUCGACCAGAAGCGUCCACCAGGACAACGUUUUUUUUUUCUUUGAAGAUUAUCUAUUUCAAAUGGUCUCAGAUGGUCCAACCGUUGAGUCAAAUUUUCCGGGAACAAACGUCACCGAGAUAACGAGCUUCAAUUUCAGACAUCAAAUAGUCGGUUAUCUUGGAACGUUAAGUUCUCACCGUCAUCAUUUGUGGAGAAAUAUGGACCGAUGAUUCCGCCGGCCCUCAAACCACACCUAACCGUUGUUUUUUCUGGUUUAAAUGGCAGCUCUUGGCUCGGUAAUUUUGCUUGUUUACAUAUCUAUGGAGUUAGAAAUGGGCCCCAUUGCUGAAAAAAAUUUGGUUCGAAACGUCGGUUAUUCUUGGAACUUAUCAAAAGCCCAUAAAGCAAAGCAAUGUCUCUUUUGAAAGUGGAACGUUUCAGUUCUUGCACAAGCUCUAUUUUGUACGUUUUCAAUUUAUGAUAUCGACAUAAAAUGCUACAAGUUGUUCAAUACGUCAGUCCAAGUUGUGGGGACGGCGCCGAAUCGACCCACAGUCUUCGUGUACGCUCUCAGGUGCGGCUCCUAUAUUUUCUUCAUUACGUGCUAGACAUGGUCUAUUUGGAAGAAUAUUAAAUAAUGAAAGCUUGAUGUUCAGAUGGGUGAAGGUGUUGAGUGGGAAGGUAAAAACAUAUAUUUAAAGUAUUGACCAUUACUCCAUUACUUUUACAUAUUUCGACAAUUUGUGAACGUCAUGACAUAGGAAAUGUUCGUAUUUCGAGGCAAACCAACCAGACACCCAAUUUUCGAUUUCUUUCCUCCGCAGAAGUGUUGUUUAACCAAUGCAUAUCUCAUCGAUGAAAACAAAAGUCACAAGAGGCCAAGUCUGGUGAAUACGGCGGAUGAGGCAGCGGCUUCCAACCAAGUUUUUUCAUUUUAUCCUAACCGAUUUUGCUUUGUGUGCAGGUUUAUUGUCUUGUAACAAAAUUAUUUUGCCGUGUCUUCUGGCCCAUUCUGGUCGAAUUUCCAUCAAUGUAUUGUUCAAAUUUACCAUUUUUGGUAUGUAGCGAUUAUUAUUACAGUUUCACCAGGUGUUAGAAGCUAAUGAUAUACCACACCCUUCUGAUCCCACCAAAUACAAAAUACUGUUUUCCUACCGAAUAUAUCGGAUUUUCUUUGCUUAGGAUUUACAAAAAAAUUCGAAGCAAAACUUAUUUUCUUUCUCAUUUUUUAAGCAACAUUUCACAAGUAUUUUUUCGGUAUUCCAUAUGUCUUUCAUUCAAUUCAUUCUGCCUCCAUUUUCCACACUUUUGGAUAUUUCUUAUUGCUUCCAAACAGUCUUGUUUGUUGCGCAACAUUUAAAAUGACUGACACAAAGACAAUAUUCCUUGCAGUUCAGGGUCUUCAAACUCUUUCGUUGGUUUUUCAAUUCUCACAUCAAAGACAUUAUCUCAGAACCCUUGAAACCAUCUUUUGCAUGUUGCUUCUGGUAGAGCAUGAUCACCACAUGCAAAUCAUCACUUUUCGGAAACAUAUUUAACAUUCUCAAAAAACAAAAUGUUCAAUGCCUGUAAGGUUGUUGAAUAUGUUUGAUAGAUAUCAUGCCAACGAAGUAGAAAAAAAUUAAGGCUAGUUCACAACAAAUGUUCCCUACUAACACAUUUGUAUGUUGACGUUCACAUCAUACGUGGUACAAACCAAAAGGAUAUAAAUACAAUUAAAGAAGGACUAAGGUCGGGUGCAACCGAAUAUUUUAUACUCUUGCAACUUGCAAGAAUCAAAGCCACGAAAGUAUCUUAAGGUGUAAAACUUCAACCAGGAGAUCGGAAUCCAAGGAGUUAAAUAUACAGCGGCUCACAGCUUAUUUCGUGUGCUCUUUUAUUUAAAAGAAAAUGUGAAAUAUUUUCCAUACCAUAUUUAUUUUUAAAAAAUCGUAAAUGCACAUUCAAAGCUAAGUUGUUCUACAUUACGAACACAUACAAAAACAUUCAAAAUAAUUUCUUCUUAAGUAUAAUCAGCCCUAUCACGCAGUCCAUCGUAGAGUGUUUUUUCGGGAAAGUUACGAAACUGCUAUCAUGCAAUUCGAACAGUUCCGAAAGUAAAUUCGAAAUUCGUAGAGUUGCGUUCACUGAAUUCACUCGGAACGGAAAAUUUUUAAGUUUAGCGGAAUUUUUGUACGACAGGUUUGUGCUAACGGAGAAAUAAAUUUCCAUAUGUGAGAGUCAUGAUUGCUGCCAGGAAACUGAACAUUGACAUAACGUAUUUUCAUUUUAUUGUCGCAUAUCUGCAAAACAUUGAUUAAGAUGUUUGAAAUGCGAAUUUGUCACCAAACUUACAAUCAUGGCAUUGAUACUAAAGUAUCCUUUGCGGUUAUAAUAGAGAAAUUUAUCUUUAGUUGGGGCAACGAUUUUAAUAUGUGCCCCGUCUACACAUAAAAUCGCGCCUGGAAAUCCAUAUUUCUGAAAAAAAUCCUUUUUCGCUUCCCUUUUUUCAACAUCACUUAAAUCGAGGUUUAUCCACUGAGGGCACAAAUGAGACUGAAGCAAUCCCAAUACUUAUUUUAAGAUGCAACAAAAUGUUGACUGAGCCAUUGGAAUAUCGAAGUCUUUACCCACGCCAUGCUAAUAGCCUCCUUCAGCUAAAAACCGUAAAACUGAAGACAAUCGAUGAAGUAAAGAUAUAGACGACGAUCUUGAAGAACUUGCAUUCCUCUCUAGAACAUCGAGGACAUAUGUAAAGGCCGCCUUGUUUAAGCGAUAGUUUUUAAUAAACCUGUUUUAGAAAAAUAAUUUUAAUAAAAUUUAACAAUGAAUUUUUAUGGAUUUAUGAACUGUACAUUGUUUCGUCCACAUCGAAAGGGUUACUCCUGUCUCUCAGUGAUUUUCGGUGAAUUUUUAUAUCACGCCGACUUCUCUCACGUUCUUCCUCAAGCAACAUUAAUGAAAACGUUAGCGAAUACAUAUUUUUUGUUCGUAAAAUCAAUUUGAAUAUAAACGUUUCCUCUUUUAUUAAUCCUAAUUUUUCUUCUACACAGCUGAUUUCGAAAUGUCAAAAUUCAAAAUUAAGUCUGGCAACAAAAGUUUCGAAUUCACAUGAAUUCAAUGAUAGCAAAUUGUUCGUAUUCGUAGCGGACAUUCGUAUUCGUAGCUUUGCUACGAUGGAUUGCGUGAUAGGGCUGAAUAUAUACAGCAAAUACAAAAUACAAGGUACAUCGACGUCACAGCUUAUUUCGUGUGAAAACUAUUACCGUUGUCGGCGUUAGCAUACCGUUAAGUAAGAACAAGCAUUUGAAGUUUAAUUUGAAUAUAACGUAAGGGGUCAUCGUACGUCUUUUGAAAAACGCGAAUAUGUGAUUGCACAUUACAAAAACGCAGAAAAAAUUGCUGAAAUUGUAGAUUUAAGUAUUUCGACCCUCCAAUAUCGUAAUGCCCCAAAUAAAAUUUUCACAAACGCCGAAGAAAGGUGGAUAAUAAGAAAAAUUAAAAAAGAACCAACUGCAAGUGCUCCAGACUUGACAAAAGAGGUUGAGACAGUGCUUGGUAAGUCAUGCAAUCCUGAAACAAUAAUUAGGAUUCUACGCAAAGCUGAUUUCCAUGGUAGGACAGCUGGAAACAAACCGUUUGUUAGUGAGCGUAACAAAAAGGCCAGGUUGCAGUUUGCUGAAAAGUGUUUAAUAAAGACGAAACAUAUUGGGAAGACGUUAUUUUUGCCGACGAAAGCAAAUUUAAGCUCUUUGGCUCCGAUGGAAAGUCUUUUGUAUGGUGUAAGCCCAACGCGGAGUUAGAACCGAAGAAUCUACGUGGCACAGUUCAACAUGGUGGAGGAAACGUAAUGGUUUGAGGCUGUAUGUCAUCAAAAUAUGGAUAAAACCAUUUAUUUAAAUUUACUAAAAAAUAAUUUGCUACAAAGUACAGAAAAUUGGGCAUUCGAGACAGGUUUAGAUUCUACCAAGACAAUGACCCGAAUCACAAGUCACAAUUAGUGCAAAUGUGGCUUAUAUGGAACUGUCCCCAUUUGGUAGAAACGCCGGCACAAUCACCUGAUCUCAACGUAAUAGAGAAUUUAUGGAGUGUUUUCGCAAAAAAAACUUUAGAAAACAUCAUAUUAGCAACAGCGUUAGUGGUGGAAUGGGAGAAAAUAUGUAUCUCCAGGAUACACUUAAAAACUUGCUGGUUCCAUGCAAUCCCGGCUAAAUCGGUUUUAAAGCAAAAAGAUUACCCCACAAAAUAUUAAUUUACAAAAAACUUCAUUUAAUUCUAAGAAACAUUCAUGUAUUUUUAAGUUUCGUUGAGCACACGAAAUAAGCUGUGAUGUCGAUUUACCUUGUAUUUUGUAUUUAUUAUAUAUAGUAUAUUAUACCUAAAAAGAAAUUAUUUUGCAUGUUUUUGUAUGUGUUCGUAAUGUAAAAUAACUUAGCUUUGAAUGUACAUUUAAGAUUUAAAAAAAAAUUAGGUAUGGAAAAUAUUUCACAUUUUCCUUUAAAUAAAAGAGAACACGAAAUAAGCCACUGUACAUAUACUACUUGUAUGUAUAACUCAUACACUAAGUGUGUUUAAAAAACCGAAAAUCAUUAUAUGUGUUAUAAAGAGAGUUGGGUAUCGUUCCAUUUUAUCUAUUUUUGGCAAUACAAAAUACUAAAAUAUGUUCCCAUGUUCAAGUUUUUGCCCAAUUUUAUACAUUUUAGACACAAAAAUACCUGAAUUAUGAUUAAAGCACGCUCCUUUAAUUUCAUUGAUAUAACUCACAUAUUGGCUGACUAAAUAUUGUUUUAGUAGUUUUUAACACCACCGUUAUAUGGGGAGUGCACGGAGUUAUCUUCCGAUUUCAUCUAUUUUUAAAGAGGAGUUAAAGGAAUUUGUGGUGAGCGAACUUGGUUAUUGUAGCUGAAGUAGAUAGGAGAUAUCGCUCAUUUGCUGCAAGACCGGCAUAAUUCAAAAAACGUGAUUUUUGAGUUAAUGCUGCAGAAUUGUUCGUUAUAUCAUACUUCAUGUUGAGUGAAAAAUUCAUAUGAAUACCUCUUAUAUGCUCCGCUUGAGAAGAGGUGUAAGGUUGGAGUCACCGUGUAAGGUUGUAGUAAGUUGAAAACUUUAAACGCGUUUUCUGGCGAAUCGAUUUUUUUGACUUAUGCCGGUCUUACAGCAAAUGAGCGAUAUGUACAUUAAACCAAAUAGGGGGCGGGGCCACGCGAUCCCUUGUGAUAAAUUACAGUUCUAUAUCUAAAUUUAGUGCCUACUUAUUUUUUUCAAUAUUUAUUUAUUUAUUGGAUCAGCUUGGUAAGGCAUAACAAUAAGUAUUCAAAUCUGAAACUAAAGAAGCUCAUGAAUUUGGUUGAGCUUUUUUGGAAGUUGGACGUUGCUCCAUAGUAGGCUGGUAGAUCUUUUAAAAGGAGUUUGAUUGCAAGAAUUUACCAAGGCAUUAGCCAAUGGGUUUGGAUGUUCGCGAAGUUUAGAAAUAUAUCUCAUUCAGCUCUCCUCUAUCUCCUUCUUUACCAUAGGAAUAUCAAGAUCUUUAUGAAUAUUUUCAUUACGAAUGUACCAUGGUGAACCCGUGAUUGUUCUAAGCUUUUUAGAACCUUUUGUAUUAUAUCAAUGUUUGUUGCCUAUUUAUAACCUUUUAUACGUUUUCGAUUAAUGGCGUUUUGUGGGCAUGAUAGUGGCCCGAUUAAGCCCAUCUGCGAACUCCAUCUUACUUUCUUACCAAGGAACAUUGUUUUAUCGAAAUAUCUUUAUUUUUGCACAAGUUACAUCUUGCACGAACGGACAGACGGACUGACAGAUACAUUAGUUAUACAAAUUCAUUAUAUUUAGGUAAAACUUGGAACGUUUUGAGUGUUUAAGGCUCAGUUCCAAAUGGCUUGUCAAAGUCGCAGUAAGUGUUAAUUCUCCGAAUUUGAGGAUGGCGGUAAAAAGUAAAAAAAAGUAAAAACCGGUGAAAUACAUUAUUGAUACGCGGAGAGAAUAUUUUUAGAAUAAUAAACUGAGUUCCGGACCUGUGUACAUUGCGGUAUUAAAACUUCUGUAAAAAAAAAGGUCUACCUUAUGUUUCAGGAGUUCACAUCUUCUUUUAAAAAAUUAAGCACAUUCUGUUUGUACAUAUCUAAAUCUGGUUUUCCUUUUCUUCUCAGGCUUUGAACAAAAAAUCUCAUAUUUUGGUCAAAUUUUCGCCAUUUAUUGGUCAAAAAAAUAAAUUGUAAUGAAACACGAAAAAAUCCUUGGUUCAGUAACUAGAUAAUGUUAUUUUAAAAACGUGUACACAAUACGAAAUUUCGAGAAAUCGGAUAAGUAGUUUUUUUUUUUUAAUUCCCGAAAUAAAACGUUUUUUAGGCCCCUUAACAAAAAUUUAGUUAAUAAACUAUUUAAAAUAAUUUUUAACUACUUUUAACAACUUAAAAGUUUAAAAAUACGGAGAAAAAACAAGGUUAUAAAGAUUAAAAAGACUGAACGAGACUAGCUACCAACGCCGUACUACGACAAUGGGCUCUAUGACCAUGCCAAAUGCGACGCUACCAUAACCUUGCGGUCAACAAGGAGCUACUACUGACUCCCAGUCUGAUAUAUCCUCCACCCUACAAGGCAACGCACCGUCUUUUUCAGACCUUAAUACGUCGGAACAUGACAUCAAUUAGAUGCAAUUCCUGCUCUGUGUGGUGUCAUUUCUCGACAUGUUCUGGUUUGCGCGCACACACAUGGGACUGGGGUGUGCUAUUCGAUGUCCGCUGCUGUAGGAGUCUUUUCCCGCAGGUAAUGCAUGGUAAAAAAGUCAUGUAAUAAUCUCUCCGGAUUGAGCAAACUUUAGACUACGAUCAAAUACGAGGACACACGACGUCGGUUUAUACUGUAACCUGAUAAGGUCAAACUAUAUGUUACCAGGCGAUUGCUCAAAAUGUCAAAAUACACCACUGGAGUUAAUUAUCUCGCCGAGGUUUUCAGUUGGCCACUGACCACCCUUACCAUUUCCAAUGUAUGGAAAAUCGGAAGAGUGGUCCUACUACUGAAACCUGGGAAGUCUGUUAACCUAGAGGAGGCUUACCGCCCGAUAACUCUUCUUCCCUCAUUAGUGCAAACUCUUACGGCCUUGCUGCUCCCGAGCUUCACACACCAUUGGUGUCUAGCCGAAUACAAGCACGGCUUCCUUAAAGUGCACAGCACUUAGCGCCAUAAAUGCCCAGAUAACUUGUGGCCUUAACCAGAAAGGCAAAAUUCCAAUUUCUUUGGCGCCGUGAUUUGAAGAUACCUUUGGAAAGAAGAAGUCCGUCUGAAAAUUUCAAAAAUUAUAACAUUUCAACAAGAUUUUUCACUACAUUUCGGAUUUUUCAUUUCAAAUUCAUUAAAUUAAAUUGUAAAAAUUUAAAAAAAUUCACAUUUUAUCAUCAUAUUUUAAAAAUUACUUUUUACACUUCUGGUAGACAUCGUUAUGUGUAUCAUGAGGAAAUGGAGCGCUGCCAUACAAUAUUAUGCAAAUAUGAGCAAUUCUCUGAAAUUCCACUUUUUCGCAAAAAUUUAUCUUUCAAUAUUUAGCAAUCUAAGUUCUUUUGUGAAAGUACUUCAGUCAUCCCGAGAUUUGGCUUGAGAAUAGAGUAAUUUUUUUUUAAAAAACCGAAAACCUUGAAGAAAUAACGCGAAAGUAGAAACAAAGAAAACUUGGUCGUUGAAAAGUCCUUCAAUUUUGGUGUCUAGGAUGUGGACGCUCGUUUUUCUCAUAAUUGUAAACACUCUAACCUUAUCAGCUCUGAGUGUGCUAAGUGACUUUUAAAUUAACUAAUUUUGCUUAAAAAACGAAAAUAAAAGAGAAAUGUGAUCUUAUUUUAAUGUUUAAAGUGUAUAUUUGAAUAUACAAAGUGACAAAUGAUAAAAAAUUGAGUCAAACAUUGUGAAAUACCACGCGAAUAUUUUGAAAAGUAUAAGUCUUACAACAUUAUUUUUACAUAUAUAGUACCUUCUCUGAAAAAGCUCCGCUAUCAUCACAUACUCGAUCUAUACCAGAAUUCGUUGUCAGUCCCCGACCGUCAAAGUAAUCGGAAUCGUGAUAUCAGAAAUCCUCCUUUGAGAGGACUUGAGAAAAGUUUUUGACAAUCACUCCUACAAGAUUGAAAAGGUAGACCAUGAACUAUCUGAGCGGCCGACAAUUAUUGGUAUUUAAUCGAGUUGAAUAAUUUAAAUUAGAAGAACUAAACAAAGUGGCCCGCAGGGUGGUGUCUUCACCCUCUAAUUACUAAUCACACAUUUCAAACCUCCCAAAACCACCAGAAAGAGUUUCUAUUACCUCAUAGCCAGAUUAUUAUACGAUAAUGAUGUCGCGAAAUUAAAUUUAUGACAUGUAUUCCUUAAAUGAGCGCAUAUCUACUAGAACUUACUGUGUUCUUCACGGUCAGGAACCUUCCCUACCAAAUCCACUUCUUCUUUAUUGGCGUAGACACCACUUACGCGAUUAUAGCCGAGUUAACAACAUCGCGCCAGUCGUUUCUUCUUUUCGCUACGUGACGCCUAUUGGAUAUUUCAAGCGAAGCCUGGCCCUUCUCCACCUGGUCCUUCCAACAGAGUGGAGGUCUACCUCUGCUUCCCCCGGCGGGUACUGCGUCGAAUACUUUCAGAGCUGGAGUGCUUUCGUCCAUUCGGACAACAUAACCUAGCCAGCGUAGCCGCUGUCUUUUAAUUCGCUGAACUAUGUCAAUGUCGUCGUAUAUCUCGUACAGCUUAUCGUUCCAUCGAAUGCAAUAUUCGCCGUGACCAAUGCGCAAAGGACCAUAAAUCUUUCGCAGAACUUUUCUCUCGAAAACUCGCAACGUCGACUCAUCAGUUGUUGUCAUCGUCCAAGCCUUUGCACCAUAUAGCAAGACGGGAAUAAUAAGUGACUUAUAGAGUUUGGUUUUUCUUCGCCGAGAGAGGAUUUUACUUCUCAAUCGCCUACUCAAUCCAAAGUAGCACUUGUUAGCAAGAAUUAUUCUACGUUGGAUUUCGAAGCUGUUGUCGCUGUUAGUGCUGGUUCCAAGAUAGAUGAAAUUAUCUAUAACUGUCAACAGUGACGUGGGAGUGACUGUUCGUUUGAUGGCAGGAGAUAUUUCGUCUUGCCCUCGUUCACUGACCGAAUAGCAACUGUCGAGGUAUGUCGACGUAAGUUGGCCGAGUUCGUUCAAAGAAAAAUAUUUCGUUUAGCGUGAAGGUUAUAAAUUUAUAUAAGAUUGGGAUAUGCAAAUAUAUGAGUGUGUGUAUGUUUCCAAUAUUGGUUAAUUGUUCUUAAUUUCGUAUCAGUGUUUAGUGACAUACUUGUGAGACAUGUAUCAUCAAUUUUUACACUAUCUAAUAUGGCAUCCCUGACAAAAAGGGACAAAUAGGCAACAUAGAACAGCGAACAGAAGUUUGAGUUAAAAGUUAGCUACUAGACCGAACAGACGCGCGCAGCAAGUAAACACUAAGAAUCAAGAACUAAAAUGGAAGGAAGAAAUAUGUUAUAACUGAAAUAAAUACUUUGAAUUUUGUUAAUUUAAGAGGGUGACGCACCCCACAUACAUAUUGCUCUGAUUUCAAAUAUAUUGAUCCGUUUUGUGUGUUGGGUUUAUUCCUUCAGCGUGAGGUAUUUCUGAUUAAUUUUGUGUGGAUUCUUGUGUUGUAUCCUUAUUAUUUGAUGUUGUAACUUAAGAUAAUGUUCACCUCUUAAUGUAUUUCAAUAUGUACUUUGUAUAAUAAUGUUUCACUUAUAUAAAGUUGUCUUUCAGCUUCUUUAGAAAAACGCGGGAAAGAGUAUAUUUUGUUUCUCCUCUUUCGCCGUUAAGUAAAGUUGGGGGGAUUGAUAUUUCUCUGCAUCACGCCUCUAUUAUUUUAUGUAAUUUGUGGGAGUAAUUCAGAGGAGAAUUUGUUUGAAUUGAACAAUAAUAACAACACUAUACUAUCUACUCACCGACUUUGAUUGAUUCUUGGCAUUGAUCUGUUUAAUAUAUAUUCUAAGAGAAUACGUUUGCGAUCAGUUUUUAUGGCUGAAUUGGCUUGACCACUUUUCCUUCUGUUAUAAACUGUAGACGUUUGGAAAAAAACAAACAAUAAAAACAUUCUCGUCAAUUAACUUCGAAUGAAAUUAGUUUAAUUGCUUUAACUUCAAUUCAGCUGAGUGGAGUUGCAAACCGUUAUAAAGGUAUAGACAUAAAAUUAUAAAACUUUAUUCACAUGUUCCUUGGCACCCUUAGAAGGAACGACCACCAAAUACCGUUAAUCGAAGACUUACUAUAGAACUAGACUAUGUCCAAAGCGCUAUAACUAAGCCACAAAUUAAUAUUGAAUAGAUUAGAAAGAACUUUAUACUUGUUGUUUAAAUGAGUUAAGUAUCCACCCACUCUACGCGGAAAAACGGGCGCACACUAAUAAGAAAGCUUAGUUCACCACAGCUGAUACCACUCAACACAACUCAACACCCCUCCACAUCAAUCAACGCAAAUAACAAAAAGGCUGGAAAAAAGGAUUGCGGACACAUUCGAUCGACACAAGCCGCACGUCACCUUUCGUUCGCCACAUUCUCCAUACACGCAUCGCCGAUACACACUCGCUAAUAUACUGCGUCGCGUUAAUACCCUACGCUAAUUUACUUCGGUACGAUCAACACCGAUCCUGUGCGCUACGGAAAGACUUUUGUUUCGUCAGCGGUUAACUUUUGAUACCUUUUUCCGAUCAAGUCCUUCUACAUCACCAAGUUCAACAGCGAUCUCGGCCGUAUUCAUUUGACCAAUUAAUUAAGUUCUUCCUUAAGUGUAAAUAAAAUUUGUGUCAAAAAUAAAUUAUCACUUACACUUACUUAUAAGUUAAAAAGAAUGCAUUUUCACUAUUUAAGUUUAAGUGACUCAUAAAACCUUAUAUACAGUGGUGGGCUUCCCACUUGGUUUAGCAACCAAAUAAACAUGGUCCUUCGAGCCAUAGUGAGAGGCACUAUGGAUUAUUAAAACAAGCAAAAAAAAAAGAUUUGUGUGGUGAACAAAGACCAAAAACGAAGCUGUGCAGUGUCUCAAAAAAAAAAAAAAAGUACAGAAGAAAAA